AAUUGGAACCAGAAUCCAUUCCAUUUUGGUAAUUUUGUCACGGAGUUCCCUCUGCCUCACGGCUCCAGCCACCAAAAAACUCAACCCAGAGACUCCGAUUCGGCGUAACCUCGAGAGAUACACAAAGAUGGCGUCAGGGUGGGGAAUCACCGGAAACAAGGGCCGAUGCUACGAUUUCUGGAUUGAUUUCAGCGAUUGUAUGUCCCGCUGCCGAGAACCCAAGGACUGUGCUCUACUCCGCGAAGAUUACCUCGAGUGCCUCCACCAUUCCAAGGAGUUCCAAAGAAGAAACCGAAUUUAUAAGGAGGAGCAGCGUAAACUAAGAGCAGCCGAACGGGAGGCCAAAGAGGGUAAACAUGUCGAUGCUGCUCAUGCAUAGUUAUAAUCAUCUUUCAGAGAUUGAAUAAUGAAGAAUGCAUGGACAUGCCUUGUUAUUUGAACAGUUUUUGACUUGUUAAUGACAUUCUAUUCUGUCUUUCCUUAAUCUGGUAUGAAAUUCACAAGUCAUGCAACAAGGCCAAUUCAUUUUAUUUUUCCUUGCUCCAUCAGAAAGGCAGUAUUAUCUGCUUGACCAUGUUAUUGGCACUGAAAUCUUAUUUCCAAGUACUGGUUUCAUCAAUAAGCUCUUAGCACACUGCCAUUUCUAUU
Messenger RNA from Momordica charantia (bitter melon), 648 nucleotides. RefSeq names its product NADH-ubiquinone oxidoreductase-like protein. Gene Ontology annotation, biological process: mitochondrial respiratory chain complex I assembly. Lineage: Eukaryota; Viridiplantae; Streptophyta; Magnoliopsida; Cucurbitales; Cucurbitaceae. The record is from RefSeq and is a predicted model, not a curated record. Gene Ontology annotation, cellular component: respiratory chain complex I.